Kazachstania africana CBS 2517 is the source of this 1623-nucleotide messenger RNA. RefSeq lists its product as uncharacterized. The record is from RefSeq and is a predicted model, not a curated record. Bases 1 to 1623 code for a protein of 540 amino acids. The transcript has a single exon. Lineage: Eukaryota; Fungi; Ascomycota; Saccharomycetes; Saccharomycetales; Saccharomycetaceae.
AUGGGUAGCUCUGGUUCAACUACAACUACUACUUCUGUCACAACCACUAGUACAACCACUAGUACAACUACUAGUAGUACAGUUGUUCCAACCACUUCUUCCACUGCUGUUGAGGUCACCUCUACCUAUAUACCGACUAGUUCCUCCACUAUUGAAGUAACCUCUACCAUUCCGUCUACCACCAGUACCACUGUUUCCUCUAGUAUACCAGUGACUAGUUCCACUGAAGCUGCUACCUCCACUGCUCUCAGUUCUACUUUACUGUCAUCCGAUUUCUCCUCCGUUGAAGAAACAAUUUAUUCAUCUUAUUCAUUUGCUACCAGCUCAAAGGUUUCCUCAUCCUCUAUUGCCACAACAUCUAGUACAACUGCCACCAUUAGUACUUCUGUUUUAAAUCGUAGUGUUAGAGAAAUUAAUCAAUCAAGUUCUGCAGCAUUAUCGAGUACCGUUACCGAAACCUCUUCUGCGGUCGCAACAUCGUCAGCUGCCGAAACUUCCUCUGCUACUGAAAGUUCUUCUGCUACUGAAACUUACUCUGCUACCGAAGCUUCCUCUGCUACUGAAACCUCUUCUACUGUCGCAACAUCGUCAGCUGCUGAAACUUCUUCUGCUACUGAAACUUCCUCUGCUACCGAAGCUUCCUCUGCUACUGAAACCUCUUCUGCUAUCGCAACAUCGUCAGCUGCCGAAACUUCCUCUGCUACUGAAACUUUUUCUGAAUCUUCAGCAGCUGCCUCUGCUUCCAGUUUAAUUGCAUCUUCACAAUCUUCUAGCGUUAGAAAUGCAUCCUCAAGUGUCGUUAUGUCUUCUAGUUCUAUUCCACCUUCUUCCUCUAGCAGUGUAGGCACUUCUGCUAGUACCGCUGAUUCAUCAUCUAUUGUUGCUUCUUCAAGUGUAGAUACAUCUUCUUCCAUUACUACUUCUUCAAGCAUGGCUGGUUCUUCUGUUGCUGUAUCUUCUUUGAGUGCUGCUGCCAGUUCCGCUGCAUCCAGCUCUAUACAGACUACAAAUAUCCCAGCAAGUUCAUAUUCCCUAACCACAAGUAUACUAACCAGUACCAACGGUACUGAAGUUGUAUACAUAACUGAUGUCACCACUGUUUGCGACGAAACAGCUGCUACUUCAGCAAUUUCCACUGCCGAACCAACCAAUGUCACUGAAGACACUACUACUAGUACUGCAGUUCCAUUCAGCAAUUCUACCGAAGUUGCUACUGCACAAGUCGUCUCUACCUCUUCCAAGGCCGCUGCUGUUACACAAGCUAUCUCUAGUUCUUUCAAGGCUACAGAAGCUGCCAGCACAAGCAAAUCAGCCGUUUCCUUCUCUAAUGCUACUACUUCAAACAACGUUGAAAAUGUCUCUUCAUCUGAGGCUACUUCAGUAAAGAUAAUCACUUUAUCCGAUUCUACUAAAACUGUUUAUAUCACUAAAACAAGCACAAAGACUAAUGUUGAAGCAUAUACCACUGCUGCUACCUCCAAAUCCUCUCUAUCUUCUUCCUACGCUCGUUUUGCUUCUUCCGUCACUACCGCUUCUAUUUCUCAAGAGACCGGUAAUGGUGCCAUGAAGGCAUCUAUCAAAACUGGUGUUGGUAUAGUCGGUGCUUUAGCUUUGUUGUUAUAA